AAAGUAAACAAAUGCUUCUGCUGCGACCGGUCGGUACAUUUUUUAUUUCUUUUUGUAGAUAAAAUUAUUAAACUACUUGAGUGCCACACUUGAUUGCUUAAAUAAACAAAUAAUAAAUCAAACAACAAACCAUGGAAUCCACUUGUUCACAAUUCCGAUUCGAGAAUUAUUAUAAUGAUGUCAAUAGUUGUGAGCCAACUUCGGCCAUGGUCACUACAACACCGCUGGAAACAGCUCAAGUUGUGAUUCAUACAUUUUUUACCAUAAUACCAAUAAUCUUCUCAGUAUUUGCUUCCCACAUUGCAUCGUUAAAGAUUACCUUUGCAAAUGAUCUCUGGAAAUAUCUAUUUGAUUUUUGUUUGAUUGUUGUGCCAAUAGUUUUAAAUGUAACAAUCUUGAAUCCAUAUGUGGAAGUAAUAUGUGUCAUUCUGAUGAUAAUACUGUUUGUGAUUCUAAGGAGAAUGGAAAUCAAUCCAUUAGAAUGCAAACAAAGAGUUUUAAGUUUGGGUCAUCAACCAAAUUCCUUAACUUUAAUCCGAUCUACUAUAAACAUUAUCACAGCUGUCUGUAUCCUCGCUAUAGACUUUUCCACAUUCCCCUUAUCUUUCCGCAAAAGUCGUUUCUACGGUGUUGGCUUAAUGGACACUGGAAUAGGGUUAUUUGUCUUUAGUAUGGGAAUCGUUUCAAAACCCCCCAAAACCGGCAAAGAUUUUUUAAAGAUUCCCAAAGUAGUUGGGCCUGUUUUGUUCUUGGGAUUGGCCAGAACGAUUGUCAUUCAAACAAUUAAUUACCAUCAAGAUGAUACAGAGUAUGGCAAACAUUUGAAUGCUUUCUUUACUCUGGGACUAACGAAGCUCUUCGGUGGAUUGAUAAGCUCUGUUGUUGGUUCAGAGCUUCAGCUGCUUCUUCUUGGAAUGUUUAUCCUUACUACACACGAAUGUCUUCUUCUCUAUAACGUUGCUGAUUAUGUGAUGAAUCGUAAAGAAGAUCGUUCAACUUUCUUUGUUGCAAAUCGAGAAGGUUUUUGUUCACUUCCUGGAUUUGUGGCCAUUUAUCUAUUGGCCAUGUAUAUUGGACGUUUCCUAUUCUCAGAAACAACUUUAAUGGUUGAGGAGUAUUCGAAAAAGGUUAAACGAUUUGCUAUUAUGGCAGCUCUAGCUUGGAUUAUAACAUUCAUCUGUAUUCCAACGAUUCGUAUAUCACGACGAAUAUCUAAUUUUGGAUAUGUUUCUUGGACAUUCUCAAUCGCUUUGACAAUCUUACUGCUCUAUAUAAUUAUGUCGGAUUAUGUAUUCUAUGCAUGGUCAACGACUGGAGGAGAAUAUAAACUACCUUCACUGAUGGAAGCAACAAAUCGUAAUGGAUUGGUAUUUUUUCUUGUGGCAAAUGUUCUUACGGGAUGUGUAAACAUGUUUUUGAAUCCUUCAGAUCGUAGUCCGGUUACAAGUAUUGUUAUAUUAAGUUUAUAUAUGUUGUUAUCUAGCUCUCUAGUUUAUAUUCUUUUAAGAUUACGAAUUAAAAUUGCAUAAAUUGAAAAAAUUGUUGUAUGUAUUUUUGUAUUUAAAUAAAGUAUUAUUUUUAAGAUGUUGUUAUCUCG
Messenger RNA from Episyrphus balteatus (marmalade hoverfly), 1597 nucleotides. RefSeq lists its product as uncharacterized. The transcript has a single exon. NCBI's taxonomy places the organism in Eukaryota, Metazoa, Arthropoda, Insecta, Diptera, Syrphidae. Bases 132 to 1529 code for a protein of 465 amino acids. Gene Ontology annotation, cellular component: membrane; endoplasmic reticulum. The record is from RefSeq and is a predicted model, not a curated record. Gene Ontology annotation, molecular function: glucosaminyl-phosphatidylinositol O-acyltransferase activity. Gene Ontology annotation, biological process: protein localization to plasma membrane; GPI anchor biosynthetic process.